UACAGGCACAUAUAUAUAAGACAAGCAGCGGCAGUGGUCACCAGUCAAGAUCCUUCGUCCAGCUCACAACAUGAACGCUAAGGUCCUUCUUCUCCUGGUGGUGGUGGUCGCCGCCGCUGCUGACAAGCCCAGCCCAAGCUACAGUGUUCCCGUUCCGGGCUCUGACUCCCGCUCCUACGAGGACUCGUUCGAGGCGCCGAAGUAUGAGUUCCAGUGGAGUGUGGACGACAGCGAGUCUGGCAACAACUACGGCCACCAGGAGGCGCGUGACGACGAGCACACGCAGGGCGGCUACUACGUGGACCUGCCCGACGGCCGCAAGCAGAACGUGAAGUACGUGGUGGACGGCGACUCCGGCUUCCUGGCGGAGGUCACCUACGAGGGCGAGGCGCGCUACUCCUCCGAGGAGUCCCGAGAGUACUCGCCCCCAAGGCCCACCUACGCGUAAAGGCCGCGCCGCACUCAGGAUCCAUACGACAGACUAUGGACCCUGGCCGCACUGACCACGCCGCCCUUCAUCCCGAUCAUUCACCCGCGACUCUCGACACGCGCGCUGCCGGCAUGCGUCCGCCUCUUCUUGUAAUCUAUUCUAUCUUAUUUAUAUUAUUUUCUUAAAUAAAUGUAUCUCAUGUUAA
Molecule: messenger RNA, 635 nt
Organism: Scylla paramamosain (green mud crab)
Lineage: Eukaryota; Metazoa; Arthropoda; Malacostraca; Decapoda; Portunidae
Product: pro-resilin-like
Exons: 3
Coding region: 71-448 (125 amino acids)
Cellular component (GO): extracellular matrix
Source: RefSeq, a predicted model, not a curated record